Momordica charantia (bitter melon) is the source of this 2081-nucleotide messenger RNA. NCBI's taxonomy places the organism in Eukaryota, Viridiplantae, Streptophyta, Magnoliopsida, Cucurbitales, Cucurbitaceae. The record is from RefSeq and is a predicted model, not a curated record.
AGGAGGGGGUGCCCUCCGACGAGAGGAAAUCGAGAAAGGAAACCAAGGCCAGAGAGAAAACGACACGAUCGGUUCAUUCUGGUUCUCUGCCUCCACAUCUUUCCGAUCCGUCGCAUAGCCCUGUCUCCGAGAGGGCGGAUCGUUCGGGAACGGGGAGUCGCUGUCGUAGAACUCCAUCCAUGUCUCAGAGGCUAAAGCUUGCUGAUCACGGUGUCGGGGUUCUUGAUUCUGUGAGCAAUGCUAGUUUGAUGGAGAUUGAGACGAGAUCGAGGGUGCAAACUCCGAGUGCACCGAGUGUUGGAGUUAGGACGCGGUUGAAGGAUGUUAGUAAUGCUUUGACAACUUCUAAGGAGCUUCUCAAAAUUAUUAACCGUGUGUGGGGCCAUGAAGAUCGUCCUUCAACGAGCAUGUCCCUAAUCUCAGCCUUACAUGCUGAGCUGGAGAGGGCUCGACUGCAGAUCAAUCAGCUUAUCCAAGAGCAAAGAUAUGAGCAGAAUGACAUAAGCUAUCUGAUGAGGUGCUUUGCUGAAGAGAAGGAAGCAUGGAAAAGCAAGGAGCAGGAAGUGGUGGAGGCUGCCAUUGAGUCCGUAGCUGGAGAACUUGAAGUUGAAAGGAAACUUCGGAGAAGGUUUGAGAGUUUGAACAAGAAGCUGGGGAGAGAACUGGCCGAGACAAAGUCAUCACUUCUCAAAGUAGUCAAAGAGCUUGAGAGUGAAAAGAGAGCAAGGGAAAUUAUGGAGCAGGUAUGUGAUGACUUGGCAAACGACGUCGGGGACGAUAAGUUAGAAGUCGAGGAAAUGCAGAGAGAAUCCACCAAACUUUGCGACAGUACCAAGAAAGAAAGAGAGAUGAAGCGACUUGCCGCUGUGCUGCGUGAGGAACAGACUCACAUAGAUGCCUCGGAUUCCAAGUACGAUCUCGAGGACAAAAAUGCAGCAGUCGAUAAACUGAGAAACCAACUCGAGGCAUUCUUGGGGAUCAAAAGGUCGAAAGAGAAAGAGUUUGGAUCGAAUGACUUGAAUGAUGUAAAAUUUGCUACAUAUCUAAACAAAAACGGGAUACGUUCGCUUCAAAGUGAAGAAAAGGAGGAAGGGGAAGUCGUAGAUGGAGCGGACUGUGAAGAAGAUUUGGCUGACAGUGAUCUUCAUUCUAUAGAAUUAAAUAUGGACAACAACAACAAAAGCUAUGAUUGGAUCCACUCUUCUGGCAUUCCUCUUGAUUCCAGAAGACCUUCAAUAGAUGAUGAACUCAAGGCAAGAAAAUCUACUUCUAAGAAGGGAUCAAGAAAAAGCACUUCUCUACAGAGAAGCAUUUCUGAUGGAGUGGAAUGGGGAAUCCAAUCUGAAAACCAUCCAAUUUCAGGAGACCAUGUCUUGGAUUGGGAAAGAAGCUCUGUACUGGACAAAGUGGCUUCUGGAAAAGCUUAUGGAGAUCAUUUUCAGGGAUACAAUUCAUCAAAGAAUCUCAGAGACCAGAUCUUGUCUGGGUCGAGGCUCGGUUCAGUUAAAGUCACCGCCAGCCCAACAAGGCUGUGGGAACAAGCACGACCCUCAAGAGAUCUCACCGAUACAGUCCCGGAGAGAGCUUCCCUGGUGCAGGGCAAUGGUUUGAAGUCCAGGCUGAUGGAGGUUAGAGGCGACGGUCUAAGUUCGAGGAAGUACAAAUGAGAAUCCGGCAACAGGAACCGUCCGCUCUCCCGUGCUCGUUUGCAUAACUUAUGAGGCAAAUGCAACUCAGUGAGUCGGGAAAAGUCCCUUGUUUCGGGUUGAAGCUGUUACUUGCCAUCACUGGGAGCUGCUAAAAAGUUGCAGCAGCCCGCUGCUCAAGUUUCCCAGUAGAUAUAUAUUGUGAAAUAGAAGAAUGCUCAUGUUUUGUAAGUUUCUUGUAGAAAAAUCAAUGCUUUGAAUUUUUUUCCCCUCUUUUUUGGGUUUCUUCCAGUACAAAAAGUUCCUCAAUUUUCUUUCUGUUACUUGUUUCCUUGCCUUUCUCUUUUCAUGCAGUAGCCCAUCUGGAACUGGAUAAUAUUGAAGUGAUGUAUUUGGAAAAUUUCAACCAUAGAAGAGCUUUGUUUUUUCUCAGCA